AUGGCUUAUGAAAAGGCGGGCGAUGCUAAAGACGUCGCCUUUGAUAAGGUAGGGUCUGCUUAUGGCAAUGCGAAGAAGGCUAAAGAUUUUGGUUAUGAGAAAGCGGGUGAGGCCAAAGACUUUGCCUACAAGAAAGCUAGCAAUGCAAAGGACAUAACUUAUGAAAAGGCACAAGACGCAAAAGACUUUGCGUAUGACAAGGCGGGUCACGGGUAUGACAAGUCCGGUGAUGUGAUUAGGAUGGCGACAGACAAGAGCGGUGAAGCCUAUGAAGGAAUCAAAGAGAAAUCACAGAAUGCCAAAGAUAUGGCAGCUGAUAAAGCCGAACGUGCAAUGAAGUAUGGUAGAGACAAAGCAACAGAAGCAAUGGAUGGAUCAGCUAAGUAUAUGCAAGACAAAUCACACAAAGGCAAAGAUGGAGCAGCCAAAGGAUUCGAAGAAGCCAUAGACAAGGUCAAGAAAUCUACAAAAUAUGCUUAUGAAACCACAAAAGAAAAGGCUUCUCAGGUUGCUGGAGAGAUAAGAGAACGUUACGCUGAGCUCUAA
Molecule: messenger RNA, 546 nt
Organism: Arabis nemorensis
Lineage: Eukaryota; Viridiplantae; Streptophyta; Magnoliopsida; Brassicales; Brassicaceae
Source: the annotation of a GenBank genome assembly